CCAUCUUCCUUCAUUGCCUCCUCCUCCCCGUCCCGCCAAGCCCCCAGCAGCAAACUCGAGCUCCCAGGCGCUCUGGGCCUAGCGACCGAACGACGCCCAGGGCACCAUGGCCUCCCGGGCUCCCGGCCUGGCUCCUGCGCCUCUGCUGCGGCCGGUCACCCACCUGCUCUUUGACAUGGACGGCCUCCUUCUGGAUACCGAACGACUCUAUUCAGUGAUAUUCCAGGAAAUCUGUAACUGCUUUGGAAAGGAAUAUACAUGGGAUGUGAAAGCCAUGGCUAUGGGUAAAACAUCAUUGGAUGCAGCACAGGUUAUUGUAGAAGUCUUGGAUCUGCCAUUAACCAAAGAGGAACUGUUGAUAGAAAGCAAAAAGAAGCAAGAAGAAAUAUUUCCAGCAGCUACAUUUAUGCCAGGUGUUGAGAAGCUGAUCAACCAUCUACAUAGACACAACAUACCUAUUGCUGUUGCUACCAGCUCCUCUGGAUGGUCAUUUGAAUGGAAAACAAAAAGACACAAAGAAUUCUUUAGUUUGUUUGAUCAUCUUGUUCUGGGUGAUGACCCUGAGGUGAAGAAUGGCAAACCGGAGCCUGAUUUGUUUCUAACUUGUGCAAAGAGAUUUUCCCCUUCUCCUCCAGCAGAAAAGUGCCUUGUGUUCGAAGAUGCUCCAAAUGGAGUUGAGGCAGCCCGUGCAGCUGGGAUGCAGGUGGUUAUGGUUCCAGAUGAACAAUUGAACCCUGAGCUUACAAGAAGAGCAACAUUGGUGCUGAAAUCACUAGAGGACUUUAAGCCAGAAUUGUUUGGUUUGCCACCAUAUGAUUGACAGAUAUUCUAAUGAUGGUCUGUUUUUUGGCAUUAUUCCCCAAUUUGUUAUCUUGGAUUUUUUUUCCAUUUUAAUGGGGAGCUGGUAAAGAAAAUCAACAUAUAAUCAAAAAAAGUUUAUUAGCCAAUAAUUUAGACUUUCUUGCCACCAUAUCAUUUACUGUAAUUUCCAAGUAAUUCAAUAAAUUCAUCCUACCCUGACAUUCUCUUUGUUUGAGGAUGAAUAAACAAUAAAAAUGGCCAAGAUGAAUUAAAGAACAAAUCAUAAUUAACAUCUGAAUACUGAGUAAUUGAGCAUACUAAAGUGAAAAAUACCUAGCUGUGAUUUAUGUUUCCCUAUCAACGUGGGAUCAUGUCUACACUCAGAAGAUAUUCAAUAAAAUUGAUGAAGAUGAUUUAUUUUAGUAAAUGCUAAAUUGCUAUUUUUUAAAAAAAAUAAUAAAACUUUUAAGAUUACUAUUUA
Trichosurus vulpecula (common brushtail) is the source of this 1282-nucleotide messenger RNA. It is a transcript of the gene PUDP, whose product is annotated as pseudouridine 5'-phosphatase. Gene Ontology annotation, molecular function: phosphatase activity. The record is from RefSeq and is a predicted model, not a curated record. The transcript is spliced from 4 exons. Lineage: Eukaryota; Metazoa; Chordata; Mammalia; Diprotodontia; Phalangeridae. Bases 107 to 820 code for a protein of 237 amino acids.